AGAUCGGCCAAACCCGAAGAUUUGAAUCCAACAUUUAAAAUUUUAUAGACAUAAGAAGUAAAAUUCAUUCCCAAAUCUCAAAGUGGGCAAAAGAGAGACAAACGACAGAGGGUUUGAUUAUUGAAGGUCUUGGGGUUCUGGUCUUCUGAUUUCUUGACUUCUCGUGCAUUUCUCACAGAAUAACUGCACCUUGCAGCCUCCCAGGGCGGCUAGACAGACUUUGGAUCUCAAAUACACCGAAAAGGGCAAAAAUCGAUUCUUGUGAGUUGACCUGCGUGAAACGCUCCAGCCUCCAGGCCACCAGCUAAUUUAACAGAGAAGCAGUGUUGAAAGAAAUGGCAAUGAAUUAUAUGAGAUCAUUGAAAAGUGUGACCUUCCCCAAGGAGAUAGCUAGAGUAGUUGCCUGCAGAACAUUUGCUGUGGGAGGUAAAGCGAAGAAGGGCUCUAAAGGGGGUGGGGCUGCUGAUGGUCCCAAGGUGUCUUCCCUGAGCAAAGAAGUCAAAGCAAGUACAGUUGUUGGUGCUAAUAUACUCAAGGACGGAACAGACCCCAAAGUGUUGCCUGAUGCCGAGUACCCUGAAUGGCUGUGGCACUUGCUAGAUAAAAAACCAGCACUUAGUGAGCUAAGAAGGAAAGACUUGGAAAUGCUUCCCUACGACGAACUCAAACGCUUUGUCAAGCUGGAUAACCGAGCAAGAAUCAAGGAAAACAAUUCUCUUAAGGCCAAGAACUGAGUGUUGUCCAAACCAGUCCUUCCUAUAUUUCUAAUUUUGAACUUAUGUAUCCUGAAUGCUGAAGCAUGAGGAUGGAAUAUUUUCACCUUACAGAAUUUGAAAUGUGGUUAGAUUCAUUUUAUUACAUGUGCGCAGUAGACAAGUGCUUUUGACUUUCCACGUUAUCAUGUGUCGCAAAGAUCCGUUUGGUAAAGUGAGU
This is a messenger RNA of Cuscuta europaea, 933 nucleotides long. Lineage: Eukaryota; Viridiplantae; Streptophyta; Magnoliopsida; Solanales; Convolvulaceae. The record is from the annotation of a GenBank genome assembly.